Molecule: messenger RNA, 1473 nt
Organism: Pseudomassariella vexata
Lineage: Eukaryota; Fungi; Ascomycota; Sordariomycetes; Amphisphaeriales; Pseudomassariaceae
Product: mitochondrial carrier domain-containing protein
Exons: 8
Coding region: 448-1380 (310 amino acids)
Biological process (GO): iron import into the mitochondrion
Cellular component (GO): mitochondrial membrane
Molecular function (GO): ferrous iron transmembrane transporter activity
Source: RefSeq, a predicted model, not a curated record
CUCCAACUGUCAAGAGACCCCCACAGAUGCGGGUCCUAAAAGACGAACAGCAAUAGCAGUGGCAGGAGGCUAGUGGCAGGCUAGUAGCACAAAGCACCUGGCCCAAAAACUUAUCAAUCUCAAGUACGUAUUGGAGUCGAAGAUUUUCUAACCCUCAUCUCUGGCACCACAACCUCACGAUACCCACCACCUGGACGCCGCCUCGCAGAAGCUCUUGUCGCAGCUGGAGAAAUUUUCGCUUGAGUCACUUACUGGAUUUGGAGCGCAUCGAAGUUUCCAGCGAACCUUGACCACCUUCCAUCUGAACCGCAGCCAGCUGCUGCACCUGCCACAAGCUUGCCGUCGCGUACCUCCCGGCCAGCGCGACCACCCCGAGACUUAACAGACGACGUAAACCUGGCGCUUCAACCCAAGGCCUUCGGCGAAGGCCCGCAAGCUGUGGCCAAGAUGGCCCAGCCCAAUGCUGAGCCGGCCGAGGAUUACGACUACGAGUCCUUGCCCCCCAACUUCUCCCUGGCGCAGAACAUGGCGGCCGGCGCUUUCGCAGGCAUUGCGGAGCACACGGUCAUGUAUCCCAUCGAUGCGAUCAAGACUCGCAUGCAGAUCGUCAAUCCCUCGCCGAAUGCCGUAUAUAAGGGUAUGGUUCAGGGCACAAUCAAGAUUGCGACGGGAGAGGGCAUUCUCAAGCUAUGGAGAGGCAUGUCAAGCGUGGUAGUAGGGGCAGGACCUGCGCAUGCAGUCUACUUCGCGACCUAUGAGGCUGUCAAGCAUGCCAUGGGCGGCAACAAGGCUGGAGUUCACCAUCCUCUGGCUGCGGCCACGAGCGGAGCCUGCGCAACCAUUGCCAGCGAUGCAUUCAUGAACCCCUUUGAUGUCAUCAAGCAACGUAUGCAGAUCGCCAAUUCGAGCAAGAUGUACCGUUCCAUGUGGGACUGCGCCAAAUACGUCUACCGAAAUGAGGGUCUCUCGGCCUUCUACAUUUCGUACCCGACUACGUUGUCUAUGACAGUGCCCUUCACGGCUCUGCAAUUCCUUGCGUACGAGUCCAUCUCUACAACCAUGAACCCUUCCAAGCAAUAUGACCCCUUCACGCACUGCACAGCUGGCGCUAUUGCGGGUGGCUUCGCAGCGGCUCUGACUACACCUAUGGAUGUCAUCAAGACCAUGCUGCAAACCCGCGGCACAGCGACAGACGCGGAGCUGAGAUCGGUUAACGGAUUCAUGUCAGGCUGCCGUCUACUGUUGCGUCGGGAAGGAUUCCGUGGCUUUUUCAAGGGUGUUAAACCCCGAGUUGUUACAACCAUGCCAAGCACGGCCAUCUGCUGGUCGGCUUACGAGGCGUCAAAGGCCUAUUUCAUCCAAAGAAACGAUGCUUCGUGAACUUGAUAGAGCUUGAUCUCUGGUCUGUUAUCAGAUCCGAGACCGAGAGCCCGCUCGGCCAUUGUCAUCACACCCUGGACUCUUUGCAUAGCU